Messenger RNA from Lepus europaeus (European hare), 852 nucleotides. RefSeq names its product troponin T1, slow skeletal type (gene TNNT1). Gene Ontology annotation, biological process: regulation of muscle contraction; slow-twitch skeletal muscle fiber contraction; sarcomere organization. Gene Ontology annotation, molecular function: tropomyosin binding; troponin T binding. Gene Ontology annotation, cellular component: troponin complex. Bases 1 to 852 code for a protein of 283 amino acids. The record is from RefSeq and is a predicted model, not a curated record. NCBI's taxonomy places the organism in Eukaryota, Metazoa, Chordata, Mammalia, Lagomorpha, Leporidae. The transcript has 13 exons.
AUGUCGGACGCUGAGGAGCAGGAAUAUGAGGAGGAGCAGCCAGAGGCCGCCGAGGAGCCGGAGCCGGUGGCAGAGCCAGAAGAGGAGCGCCCCAAGCCCAGGCCCGUGGUGCCCCCGCUGAUGCCACCCAAGAUCCCGGAAGGCGAGCGCGUGGACUUCGAUGUAAGACAUUCACGCAAGCGCAUGGAGAAAGACCUGCUGGAGCUGCAGACGCUCAUCGACGUGCACUUCGAGCAGCGCAAGAAGGAGGAGGAGGAGCUGGUGGCGCUGAAGGAGCGCAUCGAGCGCCGCCGGGCCGAGAGAGCCGAGCAGCAGCGCUUCCGGACCGAGAAGGAGGGGGGAGCGGAGGAGAAGAUGCGCAAGGAGGAGGAGGAGGCCAAGAAGCGGGCGGAGGACGACGCCAAGAAGAAGAAGGUCCUGUCCAACAUGGGCGCCCACUUCGGGGGCUACCUGGUGAAGGCCGAGCAGAAGCGGGGCAAGCGGCAGACGGGGCGCGAGACGAAGCUGCGGAUCCUGUCCGAGCGCAAGAAGCGCUCAACAUCGAGCACAUGGGGGAGGAGCAGCUGCGCGCCUGCAGUGGCCUGGGCCGUGUGGUGCAGCGCGGGGGCUGCCGGAGCUGGGGAGGGGGCGGCGGACGAGCUGGGGAAGGGGCUAGCCCUGGGGGGCGUGCUGCUAGGAGAAGGCCAGGAGCUGUCGGACUGGAUCCACCAGCUGGAGUCGGAGAAGUUCGACCUCACCGAGAAGCUGAAGCAGCAGAAAUACGAGAUCAACGUGCUGUACAACCGCAUCAGCCACGCCCAGAAGUUCCGGAAGGGGGCAGGGAAGGGGCGCGUGGGCGGCCGCUGGAAGUGA